UCUCACUAAUGGACAUCUACUCAUAUUUCAGCGUCAAGGACAAAUCAUUCGUUAUUACUGGUGGCGGCGCCGGUUUAGGCCGCAUGAUGGCUGAAGGCCUAGUGGCGGCUGGUGCGCAUGUUUACAUAGCAAGUCGCAACGAGCAGGUACUCAAGGAGACAUCGCAGUCCCUGACAGCCCAAGGUCCCGGCAAAUGCGACUACAUCGUCUGCGACAUCACGGAUCCUGAACAAGUGCAGGAACUGGCGCACAAGCUUACCGAGCUCGAGCCAAACGGACUACACGCCCUAAUUAACAACUGUGGGCGGACAUACGUGGCUAACUACAAGGAUCAUCCUGACGACGAGUUUCUCGAUACCUUGCAACUGAAUAUGUUCACCCCUUUCCUAGUGUCCAAGACACUCCUGCCACUGCUGAAGCGCGCGGCGACUAAGGAGUGCCCAGCGCGUAUAAUCAACAUAACUAGCGUUGCUGGUUACCGAAUUUGUGUGUCCACCCACCCGGCGUACAUAUCGUCCAAGGCCGGUCUGAUCCAUCUGACCAAGGACAUGGCGCAAAAGUUUGCACCGGACAACAUCACGGUCAAUUCGAUCUCACCCGGCUCGUUUGACUCGCCAAUGCUGCGGGAUAGCUUGUCAGAGGACUUCUUUAUGCAGAUGCCAGAUUUAGUUCCGCUGCGCAGGUUAGGAAACACCAUAGACAUUACUGGAACUGUUGUGUUCCUUGCCUCGGAUGCCGGCUCGUAUAUCACAGGUACUGAUACGAUUCUUGAUGGUGGACUGCUUGUAGCGUAAUGAUAGAACAGCACCCUUGGAAUAAACACCUAUCAUAAACCUUUCUAGCUACAAUAGACGAAUAUUUUGACUGGA
Linderina pennispora is the source of this 869-nucleotide messenger RNA. Its product is annotated as dehydrogenase with different specificitie. The record is from RefSeq and is a predicted model, not a curated record. NCBI's taxonomy places the organism in Eukaryota, Fungi, Kickxellomycota, Kickxellomycetes, Kickxellales, Kickxellaceae. The transcript has a single exon. Bases 9 to 794 code for a protein of 261 amino acids.